This is a messenger RNA of Orcinus orca (killer whale), 4615 nucleotides long. RefSeq names its product adenosine deaminase 2 (gene ADA2). NCBI's taxonomy places the organism in Eukaryota, Metazoa, Chordata, Mammalia, Artiodactyla, Delphinidae. The record is from RefSeq and is a predicted model, not a curated record. The coding region runs from base 169 to 1770 and encodes 533 amino acids. Gene Ontology annotation, biological process: inosine biosynthetic process; adenosine catabolic process. Gene Ontology annotation, molecular function: adenosine deaminase activity. The transcript has 4 exons.
CUUUCUAAAAGCUUCUCUUCAGUUCCAUCUUUUAUAUUGCUUGUCAAUGUUUUAAAUUUCAGCAUUCAUGUUUUUAAUUUCUGAAAGCUCAUUUUGUUUAUUUUUUACACCGCCCUGUUCCUGUUUUGGGGACACAUAACUUUUCUCAUCUCCGUAAAGAUAUUAACUAUGGUUCUUCUGGGCCUUCUUUCGUUUCCUGUGCUAGUUCCUUCUCUGUGUUAUUUUUUAAGUUCCUUUGUUAUGCUGGAGCCUUUCUUCAUAAGCCUCGUGAUCCUCUGCUCUCCGGUUGUAUUUAAAAGUGAAACACUAAAAAUCCGAUUUCAGUGUUUUCCUGUGCAUGUCAGCAGGGCUCGCGGGGGAGCUCUGGGAGGCCUCGUGAUGAACUUUUAUGUGGGGAACCCCCCCUUGUCUGUACCCAGAGGUCUCUUCUCUGGGAUCUCAGAGAAGGAGAAGCGUCGUGCACAUGCUGCCUCCUGGUCGUCUGAGUGUAGGAUGGGAGGAGGGCGGUCCAGCUUCAACACUAAACUCUUCAGCCUCCCCCUUCCCAAGUCUCCAGCAGAGCGACUUCCUCUUCCAGGCGUCCCAAUGUCCGUGUCAGGGCGGCCAGCCCUGCCCACGCUGCUGCUGGCCGUGGCCAUGUCUUCUUUCUGCUCGGCCGCAUCCAGAGACGAAGCACGAAACCGGCUGUUGAUGAGAGAGGAGAUGAUGCGUAUUGGGGGGCAGCUGGUGCUGAAGCAGGAGGAGGAGCUGGCCAACCAGAGGCUCGGGGCCCUCAAGGAGGCUGAGAUGCAGGAGGCCCUGAGGGCGGGGAGCAUCCCGGCCAGCAUGCACUUCUUCCAAGCCAAGAGCCUCAUUGAGCAAAGUGCAGUGUUCCACAUCCUGAAGAAGAUGCCGAAAGGGGCUGCCUUACACGUCCACGACUUCAGCAUCGUCAGCGUGGACUGGCUGGUGAGAAACGUCACCUACAGGCCCCACUGCUAUUUCUGCCUCACCCCGAGGGGGACCCCGCAGUUCAGAUUUGCUCGCUCGACUCCCCCCACCCUGAACACAACAGAAUGUCCCGCGUGGGUUUUGCUGGAGAAGUUUCGAAAGGGGCUGCCGAACGUCACCGAGUUUGACCACAGCCUGCUGAGGAAUUUCACUCUGGUCACCGAGAACCCCCAGGAGACUUAUGCAAACCAAGACGCAGUCUGGGCCAAGUUCGAGACCAUCUUCUUCGCGAUCGCGGGCCUCGUGAGCUACGCCCCGGUAUUCCGAGACUACAUCUCCCAGGGCCUGGAGGAGUUCUACCAGGACAAUGUGCUGUACCUGGAGCUCAGAGCCAUGCUGUACCCGAGUUUGGCCUCAGCACCAGUGAGAAAACUUGGCUGGUCCUGCCGUCUGGAAGGCGCAGGCACCAGGGCAUUGGGUGGCCAGCCGGCUAGACUGGGAUUCCUAGCUGUCACCUCUGGUCGGAAGCACAGGCCACACCUGGGCUUGCAACCAGCGUCCUUGUCCAACUGUGCCAGCUCCCGGGGUUUGUCACAGGGGUCUCCGUCCACAAGGGGCCUCUGUCAUCUCAACCUUCACGGCCGCCUUUGCUUCCUUAGACCAUCCUUGGGGGUGAACUUUCUGGAGCUUGUGAGGCUGUGUCCUUUGCACUCUCCUGGGACACCUCUUUCGUUCAUGGUUAAGCCACGGAAAGCCUUAUGGUGUGAGUUGGUAUUACGAUCUUACUGUCAAUGGCCAGAGGAUGGAUACUUUGAACUGGAAAAACUUCUAAAUUGGUAAAUUUUUUAGAGACCUCUCCUUGUAAACACCUGUUUUAUUGGUACCAAUGUUAAGACCAAAAGGUUACCUUAACUCAAAUGAACAAAAUGGUUUGGGAAGCCGUAUGGAAUUCAGUGUCCUAGCUUCGCCUCAUGGGUCUUACAGAUGCUAAUAAAAACGGUCCAUUAAUUAACAAGGGAGUGAGAAGAAGGGUGAAGUCGGGACUCUUUCCAACAAGGUAGACAUUUGUAAAGGGUUAUUAAGGGGAGAGUCACAGGACUGGUCCCAGCAGUGUGGGAAUCUAUAGAUGGUUAUUAAGAAAUGGGAUGAAGGGCUUCCCUGGUGGCACAGUGGUUGAGAGUCCGCCUGCCAAUGCAGGGGACACGGGUUUGUGCCCCGGUCCAGGAGAAUCCCACAUGCCGCGGAGCGGCUGGGCCCGUGAGCCAUGGCCGCUGGGCCUGCGCGUCCGGAGCCUGUGCUCCACAAAAAAAAAAACAAAUGGGAUGAAUACAAUGGACAUUGAUGGGAUUAAAACAAAGGUUUUGAUAACAGCACUACCUAAGGCUGGGUGGGCCAAAGGGACCCCCCGCCAGCACCCCCCAACAUGAAAGGGCCCCAAACAAGUCCUCUCUCUUUCCCCCAGUUUGGAGAAGUUUAAAGGCCAGGACGCAAAGCUGACACCUAAUAAGCCGACCUGAAUCCCGAGGGCAACAGUCAGGCUGAUUAACCAAGUUAAAGAUUGACAGGAGGGCCUGGGUCCCUGGGGUGGACUCCGCACUGGGGACCCAAGGCCUUUGACAAAGGAGGGUGGAGGGAACUUCCCCUGACCCCUCGAAGCGGGAGCCCCAGGAGCUGUGGCACCAAAACCGCUUGUGGAGCCGAGUUGUGGUGUGAGGGUGGACGAGGUUUAUAAAGCUUGGAAUGUUUGAGGAGUGUUUGAUGGGAAGAGAUGUGAUGUCCAGCUGAGAACUCUUCCCCGACAGUAUCCAAACUGGUCUGUCCAUUCAUCCAAAUUAUUGAGUGUGCCAAGGCCUUGCCACACUCAGUAAUUUGAACUGACUUCAAGGGUGGCACUAUUUUGGUUUUCUUACCAUAUUCCAUGGUCUUUAUUGGCUCAGAAAUUUUACUGUUUGUACACCCAGAAGCAAAAGGGCUCCAGAGGACUGACACACAUUGACCAAAGUCAUAAGAGACAGAUGUAUACACAAGAAAGUCAGAAUGCAGUUUUCAGAGAAAAUUGUCAAUCAGACCAGUCACGUAUGCUUUCCCAUCAGUAAAUUCUCUCUUGAAGACAAAUUUUUUUUAAUUGAAAUAUAAUUGAUUUACAAUGUUGUGCCAGUCUCUGCUGUACAGCAAAGUGACUCUGUUUUACACAUAUAUACAUUCUUUUUUUUUUUUUUGAGUAUAACUGCUUUGCAAUGUUGUGUUAGUUUCUGCCGCACAGUGAAGUACAUCAGCCAUACACAUACACGCAUCCCCUCCCUCUUGGACCUCCCCACUACCCCCCCACCUGACUAGGCCAUCACAGAGCACCAAGCUGAGCUCCCCGUGCUAAGCAAGUUCCCUUUAGCUAUCUAUUUUACACAUGGUAGUGUACUUAUGUACAUUCUUUUUUUAAUACUCUUUUCCAUUAUGGUUUAUCCCAGGAGACUGGAUAUAGUUCCCUGUGCUAUACAGUAGGACCUUGUUGUCUAUCCAUUCUAAAUGUAAUAGUUUGCAUCUCCCAGCGCAACCCCAAACUUCCCGUCCAUCCCUCUGCCCCACCCCACCAUGGCAAGCACAAGUCUGUUCUCUACGUCUGUGAGUCUGUUUCUGUUCUGUAGAUAAAUUCAUUUGUCAUAUUUUAGAUUCCACAUAUAAGUGAUAUCAUAUGGUAUUUGUCUUUCUCUUUCUGACUUACUUCACUUAGUGUGAUCAUCUCUAGUUGCAUCCAUGUUGCUGCAAAUGGCAUUAUUUCGUUCUUUUUAUGACUCAUAUUCCACUGUAUAUAUGCACCACAUCUUCAUCCAUUCAUCUGUUGAUGGACAUUUAGGUUGUUUCCAUGUUUUGGCUAUUGUGAAUAGUGCUGCUAUGACCGUAGGGGUGCAUGCCUCUUUUUGAAUUAUAGUUUUGUCCGGGUAUAUGCCCAGGAGUGGGAUUGCUGGAUCAUAUGGUAGCUCUAUUUUUAGUUUUCUGAGGAACCUCCAUACUGUUCUCCAUAGUGGCUGCACCAACAUACAUUCCCACCAACAGUGGAGGAGGUCCCCUUUUCUCCACACCCUCUGCAGCAUUUGUUAUUUGUAGACUUUUUAAUAUUACCAUUCUGACUGGUGUGAGGUGGUACCUCACGGUAGUUUUGAUUUGCAUUUCUCUAAUAAUUAGUGACGUUGAGCAUCUCUUCAUGUGCCUACUGGCCAUCUGUAUGUCUUCUUUGGAGAAAUGUCUAUGAAAAUCUUCUGCCCAUUUUUCGAUUGGGUUGUUUGUUUUUUUGUUGUUGAACUGUAUGAGCUGUUGGUAUACUUCGGAGAUUAAGCCUUUGUCAGUUGCAUCAUUUGCAAAUAUUUUCUCCUGUUCCGUAGGUUGUCUUUUUGGUUUUUUUAUGGUUUCCUUGGCUGUGCAAAAGCUUAUUAAGUUUGAUUAGGUUCCAUUUGUUUAUUUUUGUUUUUAUUUCUAUUGCCUUGGGGUGAAGGCAAAUCUUAACUUCUCCUGAAGCCAAACUAUCUGAUAUUUUUGCAUUCGGAGGCUAAUUUUUAAAUCCUGGGUGGGAUCCCUAAACUGACUCUAUUGCCCUAGUUUGACUCGAAGGGUUCGGGGACCCUGUCGUGGAGGCUGCGCCAGCCCUGAGAACCCGUCCUUUCCGUCCUGAGUCAGUGCCCCCUUUCCCCCA